CGAGAAGAGUAAUGAUGAACUGCGUGCACCGGCCUACAAAUUAUGGUAUUUAAAGGGAGAGGUGUGAGCUGUGCAUAUUUGCCAUUCUCAGUACAAAGUCAUUUUAGGAGAUAGAAAGAAAGAUACACAAAAGGGUGCGGUCCCCACUGACCGGCGAUGGUGCAGCGUUGUUGCUACACCGUGCUUGCUUCCUUGCUGGCUGCUGAUCCUUCCCAGAAAUUGAUGAGUGAGAGGAUCAAUCCAAAUUUUCUUGCUUCCUUUAAUUAUUUUUUGUUUUCUCAAUUUUCCUGUUUAAUUUUUAUUCAAUAAAAACAAAAUGAGAUCCACCGAUGAACUCCAUUUUAUGGAUCCAUUUCGUUUGAUCGAUUAGUUUUGAAUAUUUCCAUAUAUCAAAAUCUAAGAGCACUGGAAGUACCUCUGAAGUCGUAGCCGUUUGAAUGGAGAGGCUCGCUGCAAAAGCGUCCGUUAAAGGUUUGAUGCGGUGGGAAUGACAAUCGAAUGAAUUCUCAAGGGGCGGUGUUUAACACCCCUCCUGCAUUAAAAUGACAGUGACGCCCCCAGACGUUACAAAUAUUUACAAUCAUUGCUAGUGCCCUAAGUUUCUACGAGUCUUUGGUGGAACUUAAACCUAAGAGGCCGAGUUAAUUAAGAUUUGAUAUAUCUUGAUAUUAAAUUCAAAAGUACAUUCACAUACAAGAUUGUUUCUAGCUACUAAGUGAAAUUUGCAAUGAAUAGGACUAAAAGAUAAGUCAUUUCUCAAUGGAAAUAAAAAUAUAUGGUGUUAUAUUGAGAAAGUCAUUAAGUUUUAGUCUUAUUUAGGUCAAUUAUCCUUCUAGUAAUUGAACUUUACUAAAAAAAAUUAUAGCCUCAUACACUCCCUCUGUCCCAAUUUAAUGUUCUUAAUUUUGAUUUAGACGAAGUUUAAGAAAAAAUGAAACUAUGUAGUUAAAAGUGUUUCAGAGGAAAGAGAAAAUGUGAGCCACAAAAAAUUCCAAAAAAAAGAAAGAGGAAUAUUAUUCUUAUCCUAAAGACGGAAUCUCCUAUGUUUGUGGCUGAUUUUAGAUCAAUUUCUUUUUGCAAUGUCCUGUAUAAGAUAAUUAUUUCAAAGAAACUGAGCUCCAAACUGAAGAAGGUUCUACGAGUUAUUAUCAAUCCUAACCAAGGAGUAUUUAUAGAGGGGAGGGAGCUAGUGCACAAUGUUCUCUUAUGCCAUGAACUUGCUAGGGGAUAUAAUAGGAAAAGGAUAUCUCCUAGGUGUUUACUAAAGAUUGAUCUUAAGAAAGCAUAUGACUAUUUAAUUUGGAAAACCAUAAAAGGAAUCAUCGAGGCCAAGAGAUUCCCAAGCAGGUACAUUGAUUGGGUAAAUUUUUUUAUUUCUAGUACUUCUUAUUCUAUAAUGUUGAAUGAAGAAAAUGUUGGGUUUUUUAAUGGAGGCAAAGGAAUCAGACAUGGGGAUCCUAUAUCUUCCCUCAUUUUCACUCUGAUCAUGGAAUAUUUGACUAGGGCAUUGAAGGUGUAUUCCAAUAAGAAUAGAUUCCAAUAUCAUCUUAUGUGUAAAGCUCUUAAAAUUAUUAAUUUGGCGUUUGUUGAUGACUUGAUUGUGGUAUGUAAAGCAGACAAGGAAUUUGUUCAAACUAUACUUGAUUGUUUUGAACAUUUCAGGACUACGACAUGAUUGGAGGUUAACUGCUCUAAGUCCUAGAUGGUAGUAGGAGGAAUGCAUGAGCAUGAAGAAGUGGAAAUAUUUAAAAUGACUAAUAUGAAUAAAGGAGAACUGCCUUUCAAAUACUUAGAUGGGCCCAUUUCUUAGAUAGCUAGGGUUUAAGAACCUAUGUAACUGAAACUAUGCAUGUAAUCAAAGACUCGAUCAUUUGGUAUAUAUCGAAUAAAAAUGAUAUUUUGUGGGUAAAGUGGAGGAAUAGAGUUCCCACCAAAGCCAAGCUUAGCAAGUUCAUGGAUGUUGACCUUAAUUGUGUUCUCUGUAUGAAUGCAAUUGAAGAUAGAGAUCAUAUGCUCUAUGAAUCUAGAUUUACUAGAGAAGUGCGAAAUGAUAUUGGCAGUUGGAUCAGAUAUAAAUGAAAUGAAGCAAAUGAUAGGGAAUGGCAGAACGAAUGCGCUGGAAGAUUCGAGGGAGGAAGCAACGGCAGAUUGUGAUAGCUGCGUAUGCAGCUGUCUGCUAAGUUGUAUGGAGGGCAAGGAACAAGAAGAUCAAACAACAUGGGGAGGUUUCAACUGAAGAAUGUUGUGCUUUUGUUAGGAAUCAGAUCAAAGUCUUCAUUAACUUUAAAUUAAGAUCUAAUUACUUGAUGUAGAAGUUGGUAGUAUAUUGUUGUUGGCCUGCUGUAUGGCUUGGUGUUGUACUGGUUGUGAGACAUGGUUUGUUUAAUAAUAUGUGUAUUUAUUCAAAGAAAAGAAUCUGCAUCAU
Cuscuta campestris is the source of this 2425-nucleotide messenger RNA. The record is from the annotation of a GenBank genome assembly. Lineage: Eukaryota; Viridiplantae; Streptophyta; Magnoliopsida; Solanales; Convolvulaceae.